AAUUAUUCAAAAUGGGUCGCGGUCCUAAGAAGCACAUGAAGCGUUUGAACGCCCCCAAGCACUGGAUGCUUGACAAGCUUUUGGGCUCCUACGCCCCUAAGCCUAGCUCCGGUCCCCACAAGACUCGCGAGUGUUUGCCUCUCAUUGUCUUCAUCCGUAACAGACUCAAGUACGCCUUGAACGGUCGUGAAGUCCAGUCCAUCUUGAUGCAGCGCCUCGUUAAGGUCGACGGUAAGGUCCGUACCGACUCUACAUUCCCUGCUGGUUUCAUGGAUGUCAUUUCCAUUGAGAAGACUGGUGAGAACUUCCGUCUCGUCUAUGACGUUAAAGGUCGCUUCGCCAUCCACCGCAUCACCGAGGAGGAAGCCAAGUACAAGCUCUGCAAGAUCAAGAAGGUUCUUGUUGGUGCCAAGGGUAUCCCCUACGUCGUAACCCACGAUGGACGCACCAUCCGUUACCCCGAUCCCUCCAUCAAGGCCAACGAUACCGUCCGCUUCAACAUCGAGGAGAACAAGAUCGCUGACUUUGUCAAGUUCGAAACCGGUAACGUCGUCUUGGUUACUGGUGGUCGUAACAUUGGUCGUGCUGGUGUUAUCGUUCACCGUGAGCGUCACGUUGGUGGUUUUGAGAUUGUCCACAUCAAGGAUUCCCUUGACCGUGUCUUCGCUACCCGUAUCUCCAACGUUUUCGUUAUCGGUCAGGGCUCCAAGCCCUGGAUCUCUCUCCCCAAGGGUAAGGGUAUCAAGCUUACCAUCACUGAGGAGCGUGAUCGUCGCAGAGCUGCCGCCGCUGCCGCCAACUAAACAAUUUUUUUUUCUAACCCAUUCAAUAUAUUAUGUGUAAAAUAAACGUGAUCUUUGAAUGGAUUCAUUACUGUACAUAUAAUUUUCAUCCAUCUAUUCUUUCAUACUUUAACUAUAUAUCAAAAGAUAUAUAUGUUUAUAUACUUAAUAAUUUAUAUCAAAAUUUAAACC
Molecule: messenger RNA, 974 nt
Organism: Phycomyces blakesleeanus NRRL 1555(-)
Lineage: Eukaryota; Fungi; Mucoromycota; Mucoromycetes; Mucorales; Phycomycetaceae
Exons: 4
Coding region: 12-803 (263 amino acids)
Biological process (GO): translation
Cellular component (GO): ribosome; cytosolic small ribosomal subunit
Molecular function (GO): structural constituent of ribosome; RNA binding
Source: RefSeq, a predicted model, not a curated record